Molecule: messenger RNA, 2223 nt
Organism: Myripristis murdjan (pinecone soldierfish)
Lineage: Eukaryota; Metazoa; Chordata; Actinopteri; Holocentriformes; Holocentridae
Gene: wdr74
Product: WD repeat domain 74
Exons: 2
Coding region: 207-1370 (387 amino acids)
Biological process (GO): ribosomal large subunit biogenesis
Cellular component (GO): nucleolus; preribosome, large subunit precursor
Molecular function (GO): protein binding
Source: RefSeq, a predicted model, not a curated record
UUGAGUCACUGUAUAGUCACUACACUGAAUUCCCUAUAUAGGGAGUAGGGAGUAGUGAGUGAGUGAGUGAUUUCGGACACAGCCAGCGUUUCCUGCUACACUGUGACGUCUAUAGCACGCGACGCUGUCCCGUAACAGACGCGUGUUUAUCCAUCGUGGUGAGUCCGGUGUGUUUUCUGGUGUGUUUUCUGGUGUGUGCUGGCGGCAUGGCGGACAGGAGCCGGCUGUGCUCGGUGUGGCUGGGCUCGGAGACGGGCAUCCUGAAGGGCGUCAGUCUGUCACGGAAACAGGCCUUCAACUUCUGCCAGGUGAGCAGCCUGAGCCGCGACCAGGAGGUGCGGGCCCUGUGCUGGGCGGACCCGGCGGAGAGCGAGCUGCUGGUCGGCUCGGUGAACGGCACCGUGAAGACCUUCAGCACCGAGAAGGGGCUCUUCACCGAGAGCCGCAGCUGCGGGGACCCCGCCGAGGACGGCGCCUUCACCGGGCUCGCGGUGGCGGACGGCGCGCUGGUUACGUGCGUGGAGAGCGGCAAGCUGCGCGUGUGGAAGGAGGAGAGCAGCGUGCACGUGUUGGAGGUGGACGCUGGGAAGAGCGUGUGGCGGAUGCGGCAGAGCCCCGAGCACCGGCACAGGGUCGCCACCGGAGGGAAGGAGAACGGCCUCAGGAUCUGGGACCUGCAGCGGCCGGAGCAGCCCGUGUUCGCGGCCAAGAAUGUGCGGAAUGACUUUCUGGACCUCCGCAGGCCGGAGUGGGUCCGGGACAUGGCCUUCAUCCCGGGAUCCGACAAGGUGGUCACCUGCACGGGACACCACGAGGUCCGUGUGUAUGACCCGGCGUCCCCCCAGCGCCGUCCCGUCCUGGAGGCGCAGUACGGCGAGGUCCCGCUCACGGCGCUGGCCCUAGUGCCCGGCGGCACCAGCGUGGUGGUGGGCAACACGCAUGGCCAGCUCGCCCUGCUGGACCUCAGGAAGGGCCUGGUGCGCGGCUGCCUGAAGGGGCUGUCAGGCGGCGUGAGGGCGCUGCAGUGCCACGCCUCCCGGCCCGUGGUGGCGUCCUGCGGCCUGGACCGCUUCCUGAGGAUCCACAGCCUGGAGGACCGCACGCUGCUGCACAAAGUUUACCUGAAGUCCAGACUGAACUGCCUCCUGCUGGCCAGCCGCGACCUGGAGGAGGGAGAGGCGGCAGAGGAGGGGGAGAAGAAGGAGGUGAAGGAGGAGGAGGAGGAGGAGGACGAGGUUUGGGACGCCAUGGAGCGAGUGGAGGAGCGUGGGGAGCCAAAGAGAAAACUCACAGGAGAGGAGGAGGAGGAGGAGGAGGAGGAAGGUGUGCGGAGGAAGAGUAAGAAGAAGAGAAAAAAGGGGCAGGACUGAGGAGGCGAGGAUGUGACACAGGAAACGUCUGUGUUGGUGUCACAGAAACCUGAGAGGAGGAGCUCCCAGAGACUCUCCACAGAACCUGACUCUGCCGGGACCGAGACCCGGCCCAGGCCGAGGCCGAGACGCUCCUCCUGCUGAGCUGAACUCGGACGGCGUUCGUCUCCUCAGACUGAAACUCUCUGUGAAAAUCUGCCACCACAGAUUCUGUUUUCACCGGUUUGUCCAAAGUCCAAGAGGUUUUGUUCAGUCGAAAGACGUCAUAACAGACAUGGAAACUGUUUUCUCGUGGUUACAUUUUUUUUUUUUUUUUUUUUUUUUGCUACUUCUAAUUUUCUUAUUCAUUAAUAAAUAAAAAGUAGCAUAUGCAAUACAGAUAAAGAACGAGUUUUUGGACAGGUUUUAUGCAGUGAUAACAGAAAAUGACAGUAAUGAAUUUGACAUGAAAAUCAUAUUUUUGUACAAUAUGGGAAAAAUUUCAUACCUCUGUUUAUGCCAGAUAUCUGCAUAGCAAUACUAUACAUGAUAUGAAUAUGGAUUCACACUUAUUUGAAAUCAGCAUAAUAAACCAAUGGCAUGUGGAAAAUGCAGUUACUUUAUAAAAUAUUGUGUUGAUCAGACCAGACCAGUCAGUGUCUCAGGCUCACCACACUGUUGCCCUGUAAGAUAUUAAUAUCUCACAUGUUCACAUCUAGAUAACAAUAUGAUAACAGUAUAUUAUUCAGCCCGAGUUAAAAUGACUUUUUUGUUGUUGCUCUUUCUUAUUUUUUAUUAAUAAAAAGUACAUGCAGUAUCAAUCCAGAACCAUUUUUUUAAUGGUGUUAACAGAGAAAAUGACAAAACAGUCGAC